AUGUUGAAAGGGUUUACAAAGCAUUACCACAAAGAAGGCCAGGGGUCCAGAGAAGUUGUUGUGCUUUAUCCAGAAUUCAACUCCAUCGAUGAGAGCCUUGAUGGUGAAAGCACACUAGUUGUACUCUUUAAUCUUGUUGAUGUCCCUGAUGACUUGAGGAAGAGAAACAGCCACUCAGAUGGUGCGAAGAGCUCAACCUCUUUGUUUCCUUGGGGCAAAUCCAAGACAGCAAGCACAUCCUCAUCCUCAAACUUCAACUUCUCUUCAUUGGGAAAGGUGAGGGUCCAUGAGCCAGGAGGAGCAGGAGCAGGAGCAGCCCCAUCUGUGCUUACCAAGGAGUCCUUUUCUCGGAUUUAG
Molecule: messenger RNA, 357 nt
Organism: Oldenlandia corymbosa var. corymbosa
Lineage: Eukaryota; Viridiplantae; Streptophyta; Magnoliopsida; Gentianales; Rubiaceae
Source: the annotation of a GenBank genome assembly